This is a messenger RNA of Trichoplax adhaerens, 501 nucleotides long. RefSeq lists its product as uncharacterized. The transcript is spliced from 3 exons. Lineage: Eukaryota; Metazoa; Placozoa; Uniplacotomia; Trichoplacea; Trichoplacidae. The record is from RefSeq and is a predicted model, not a curated record. The coding region runs from base 1 to 501 and encodes 166 amino acids.
AUGUGGCAUAUGGAAGGCAUAUCAUAUUUUGUUCUCUUUUACCUUAUCCUUGCUGGUACAAACACCAAUGGUGUCAGUAUCAAAACGGACGAAAAUUCUUCCUCAAAAUCGCAAACGGAUACUAAUAAACAGGGCAAUUUUAUUCGAAGUUCAGUAGUUAAUGAAUACCUUUGUGAGAAGAAGGCCUUAAAAGCAUGUUGGAAAUUCGCUUCUGGUUUCAAUAACAGUCAGAGAGGUUUUGUCGCACUUGCAUAUGGUCAGAGAGAUACCUGUAAAAUAUUUCAAAUCUUUGAAAACUGCUUAUCGUCUUCUUUGACUUAUAAGCUUGCUAAAUGCCGAUGGCCUCACUUGCGCCAAUUCUACAUAAGAUACGCUGCUAAACAAGUAAUUUAUCGUACUUUGCAAAAUAAUUGCAUCAAUACUGCCGAACGCCAAGGGAGAGAUUAUAUGGUUCCUGAAGAGUGCUAUCAUCAUCCCCUAUUUAUAAUUUGCGAUCAAUAA